Molecule: messenger RNA, 1489 nt
Organism: Podospora bellae-mahoneyi
Lineage: Eukaryota; Fungi; Ascomycota; Sordariomycetes; Sordariales; Podosporaceae
Exons: 2
Coding region: 64-1338 (424 amino acids)
Molecular function (GO): FAD binding
Source: RefSeq, a predicted model, not a curated record
CAAUUUCCGUACCCCAAUAUUACUCUCCAGUCAACCGACUAACAUUGCUAAGGUACCUAACCGAUGAGUGUUGACAGCAGGUUCUCGGGCCUGCUGUCAACACCGAGGGCCGAGGGAAGUCCGUGUAUAAAGGUGGUGGUGCACAGCGGCUUUCAGAUGCCCCAUCCUGUGCUCGAUACCAUCGCGUUCCUGAUGUCUACCCCACAUAUUGCCAUAAUUGGCGCCGGCCCAUGCGGGCUCACGCUCGCGCAGCUUCUCGAGCGCAAAGGAAUCGCAAACUACAUCGUCUACGAGCGAGAUGACAGCCCUAACUCCAAUCGUGCGGGGGGCAGCCUAGACAUUCAUCCCGAAACAGGCCAACGCGCCCUUCGAGAGGCCGGUUUAUUCGACAAGUUCAAGGAGUGUGCGAGGUAUGCCGACACUGCCUUUGCACUGGGCGACAAAAAUGGCAACAGGAUAUUCCAAAUGGGCGAAGGACGUGACGCCCCGGAGAUCGACCGCGCCGAACUCCGCAAAAUUCUGCUCGAUGCCGUGCCCGAGGGCAAGAUCAGGUGGGGGCAUAUUUUGAAAGAAGUGACGUUUGGAGAUGAUGGAAGGCCCCGGUUACGCUUUGAAAAUGGGACAGUUUUGUCUGGGGUCAAGCUUGUUGUUGGAGCCGAUGGGGCAUGGAGCAAGGUGCGGCGGGUGAUCACGAAAGCUACACCCCAGUUCGCUGGAAAAGCCUAUCUCGAAGGAAGGAUCCGCCGUGACAACCCACUCUACAAAACCAUGACUGGGGAAUUUGGCCCUGGAAUGUACCUGGCCAUCGGUGACAAAAAGAUCACCAUCACACAGAGGCAAGGCGACGGUUCCUACCGCAUCUAUUUUGGAUUCCAAACUCCGGAGUAUUUCUUCCGCACGCUCGACCUCCAAAACGUUGAAGGAAUUCGCGAGAUGUUGCUUUCUUCCAAGUAUUAUGGAGACUGGGCAGAGGGAACCAAAGACCUCAUCCGCCACGCAACCGACUUCUGGGCUUGGUCGCUAUACACAUUGUCGAAAGAGGACCUGAGCUGGAAGUCAGUCUCAGGAGCAACCCUCUGCGGCGACGCUGCUCAUGUGACCGUCCCGAAUGGAGAGGGGGUCAAUCUCGCAAUGGCGGACGCGUUGGAGUUAGCCACCAGCAUUGCACAGCACGGGGUCGAAGAACUAAAUGAAGCGGUUGCAGAAUACGAGAAAGGCAUGCUCGGGCGUGGUGCUGAAACGAUUGCUCAGGGGGAGAUGAUGACCGAAGCAAUGUUUGUGGAACGACCAGAGAUCUUUGUCCAAAAGUUUGGCCCGAUCAUGGGACUGAAUAAUUGAGCCGGUCAAGAAGGGCAGGUAAGGUAGGUAGGUACCUUAGGUAGUAGGUAGAGCUAUUAGUCAUCCGUAGACAACAUGGAUGAUGAUGUUUGUUCAUGAUUUCGAAUCGGGUCUUCGUUCCUCCGGUUGAGGGUACAUUCAUUGCGUUCAA